Molecule: messenger RNA, 2439 nt
Organism: Maylandia zebra (zebra mbuna)
Lineage: Eukaryota; Metazoa; Chordata; Actinopteri; Cichliformes; Cichlidae
Product: RD3 domain-containing protein
Source: RefSeq, a predicted model, not a curated record
CCUCACAGAAAUACACGCACUGUCUGCUGGGGACCUUCACCGGUAGCAAAGCAGUCAGGUAUCUGUGAGCCACCAGCUGGAGUCUCAGGAGUUUCAUCCACUUUGAAUGUCGCGAGCCUGUGCAGGCCCGCUGCUCACUUUACUGCUGACAGAGGUUUUACCAGGCAAGUGUUGGAUAGUCAUCAGAAGAGAAGAUACUACAGCUUUGUAACCCUUGUUUCAUGAAGAUGUUUCCUUGGUCCGCUGUUUUCUCCCUUGAGCCUAAAGUGCCCGGCCAGCGAACAACUGAGGAGCUGGUAACCAACACCCUGAUGUUGGAGCUUGGGGCCAUGGUGAAGCGCACUGAACGCAUCCGUUUGGAGAGGGCGACGGAGGGUCGUCGCCGCCGUCGCAGCUCUUCCUCUACAGCAGACUACAGCUGGCUGGCAACCACCCCGACCCCACAGCCCUAUGAGCUCACUCCCAAUGACCUGCUGGAGCUGCAAGACCUCUGUGCCAAAAUCCCUCCUGCACAGUGUGGGCCUGUGAUUGUCAGGUUCAGGAGGCUGGUGUCACAGAUGGAGCCCGAGGUUCACGAGGUUCCUCGGCUCUUUCGCUCAGUGCUGCGUGACUGUGUGGAUGAGGCGAACGGAAACGAUGAGGUUCCGACCCAGGAAGUGGUGUUUGAGAAGCAGCAGCGCAGCAAAAGCCUCUCCUUUGUCACUUUCCGCACAAAAUUCCGCACGGGGUAUUUCCCAAAGGGCAGCAACUUGAGAGGCUCCAGGGGGAACCUGCAGCAGCAAGUGGAAUGGUCUGAUGAGGAGGAGGAUGGAGAAGGGGAGGAGGAGGAAGCAAUCAAAGCCAGGGCGAGGAAGGGAAGGAGUAAGAGCAUGCCAGAGAUCACCCCUAUAGAGCAGAGUGCUCAUGGGUGAGAGAAGUGAGGGGAGUCAGGGGAGAAAUAAAGCAGAGGGACAUGUGCAAGGGAGGGGAGGAGAAACUAGGAGAGUCACAGAGAAGACUAGGUGAGCCCAGAUUGUACAAGACAAGCAUUAAUGAGGAAGAAAGGGAGAAGUGGAAGUAGCUGCCAUUAAAAAAUGGGUCAAAUAAAAAUCUGGAAAACUUAAAAAAAUUAUUUUCUUCCUUAUUUCAAAAGAUGAAGAAAAAAAUUCAAGAGAAAGGACUUAAGUAGAUUUGCUCACUGGCAGCUUUAGGUAAAUCUAAAAGAAUUAUGGUUCUGGCUUUAAGAUGUCAGCAGCCUUUUGUGGUCCUGGUGGGUAAAUUAGAAACUGCUGAUACUGUUUUACCUACAUAAGACCAAAAAUACUAAAGGGAAUAAAUAGCUGUUCCAAAUCUGACACGACCUGUUAUGCUCAUUUCCAUAUUUCAAGUACCCUUUCCUGAUUUCCAUUUCAAAAUAAUCCUGCUUUGUCUCAUUCUGGGCCUGGAACCAGUUUUUAUGUUAGCUCAUCUCCCUUUAAAACCACUUUUGUCUGGUAACAGAUGGGUGAGGUUUCUGUAUCUGAAGUGGUAAAUACAGAUCCUCCUUCUUUUAACGGGACCCUUGCCACAGCAGAUCAUCUGCCUCCAUCUCAUCCUAUCCCUACCAUGCUCCUCUGUCACAGUAACGCUCUGCAUGCCCUUCUUCAUGACCACAGAGACCAUCUCUGUGGUCUUCCUCUCUUCCUCCUACCUGGCAGCUCCAUCUUCAACACCUUUUUGAUAUAUCCACUAUCACUCCCUUGACUACCACCUCUACCCUUCCUUCUCUUCCUGAUGAAACCUUCCCAUUUAUCUGGACUUGGGACUGGCAUUAGGAGUACACUGGGUUGUACACCACCACAAGCUGGGUUGACACGAAACAGACUAAAGAAUAUGGAAGUGGAAAAAAGAACAUUUAAAGCAGUCUGAAUCCUGAAUUGCUGGCUACCAACUUAAUAUUUUGAAACUCAGACCAUGUCUGAGCAUCAACCAGUAUAACUGUACUGUACAAGAAACCUAAGAAAAUAAGGAUAUGUCCAUGACAGCCUAUUUAGUAUGUUGAGUUAAACUUUGCUCAAGCUUAUGGCAUCUAUAAACUCAAACCCAUACUGUAAGGGCUCUCUGAUGAAUCAUAAACACAUCACAUGAACUAAAACUUGUUACAUAACAGACAGGACAGCUUUCUUCUGCAGACUCAGCAGCCACAGUUUGGCUCCAGAUCACCAGCUCAGUUAACAGAUGCUCUCCCGUCAAGUAAAGCAGAAAAUAAUUAGACUCACGUAUGAUUUUACUGUAAUACAACAUGUACUUAAGGUAAUAAAUAACCAAUUUUCUGAUCUUGUCUGUGCAAUUAAAACACUUCUUUUACACAAAAAUGUCUUCUUUUGUUUUAAAUAGAUGUUUAGCUAACAUUUGAGGCUAAUGUUUAAAUGCAUAUCUGUCUGCAUUGUUAUAAAUGAAAAUAAAGAAUAAAAGGCCAAA